Messenger RNA from Dermacentor andersoni, 738 nucleotides. The record is from RefSeq and is a predicted model, not a curated record. NCBI's taxonomy places the organism in Eukaryota, Metazoa, Arthropoda, Arachnida, Ixodida, Ixodidae.
AUGUUUCCGACGGUGCAGCUGCUGUUCACCCUUUUCGUCGUUGAAGGCUACGCUCUGCACCACCACCAACAGCCGGCACAACCAGGAUACGGAGGCCCAGGCUUUGGUGGAUAUGCUACCCCUGCUGCAACACAAUACCGAGGAUACGAUUCUUACGCUUCUCCACCUCAACCGUACUGCUUCGGCUACGACAAUGUGGACGAGUACGGCAACCGGCAGUUCCGGAGCGAGCAGGGUGACGUCAACAAUGUGAAGACGGGUUCCUACGGCUACCGCGACGUGAAUGGCCUCUACCGACGGGUGAACUACGUGGCCGAUGCGUACGGCUUCCGGACCACCGUAGACACCAACGAGCCGGGCACUGCGCCUGGUGCCAGCGCCAACGCGGUCUUCAAUGCUGCACCAUUCGUCCCUCCUUCAGGAGCUGUCCACAGCGGUACAGCUUCAGCCUAUACCACUAGGCCAGCGGUACCUUACAAUGCUGGCACCUUCGGUGGUUACGCAGGGUACGGACACAACCCCUACGUAGGCGAUGCUGGCGUCUACGGUAACGCUCUGCACGGUCGUCAGGGUUAUGGUACGAGCGCUCCAGCAUUUGGCGGAUACGCUUAUGGCGACCAAUCUUCCUACGGCUACGGUGCCGUGGGCUCCGGCACAGGAUAUGCUCCGGGUGCCGAUGAGGUUCCUGCUGGAUACAAUAGCUGGCCUUCCGCUCAUCACGGAUCCCGCCGCCGUUAG